Molecule: messenger RNA, 5685 nt
Organism: Oncorhynchus gorbuscha (pink salmon)
Lineage: Eukaryota; Metazoa; Chordata; Actinopteri; Salmoniformes; Salmonidae
Product: F-box only protein 41-like
Exons: 14
Coding region: 422-3004 (860 amino acids)
Molecular function (GO): protein binding
Source: RefSeq, a predicted model, not a curated record
AUUGCAAGCCUACUGUAUUUAUGCUGCAGAGUGGGGCGUGUGACGUCAACGAAUGCUGGAGCGGCUCCUUCGCUCGAGCGAGAAAUGGGGAGAAAAUUGCAAGGGCCAAAGGUAAUGGUGAGGCAGAAGUAACGGUGACAAGAGGAACAAAACGACAACCUAAGAAGAUUCUGAAUCUGUGUGUGUGUGUCAGACUUCCAGUAUGUGUGAUGGCGUGAAUGGCCUUUGGUCGUCUUCUCGCCUCCCUCAGACAUCCCUCUUCCUUCUCGCCCUCAUCUAACUCCCACCGCCACCCUCAUCUCACCGCCCCCAUUUUUGUACCAUGAGAGGAUCCGCCCAGUACUCGGUGAGUAGUAAGCCCGCGGCGUAUCGGCGCCGCUGAGUGCUGUGCCGCGUGAGGGCCCCCCCGGCCUCUCGCGGAAUGGCUUCUCUGGACCUGCCCUACCGCUGUCCUCGUUGCGGGGAGCACAAGCGCUUCCGGUCGCUGUCCUCCCUCCGCGCUCAUCUGGAGUACAACCAUACCUACGAGACGCUCUACGUGCUCUCCAAGUCCAACAGCGUGUGCGACGCAGCAGCCCUACUCCCCCUGGUGGCCGACGGAGACCUUCUCCUCGCUCCUUCUGUCCCCGGCAUUAACCGCAGCAACAACAUUAACGACCCCUUCGACGGUCUUCAACUCCGGCCUUCUGCCUUCAGGGACUUCAAGGAGCGCCGCUUCCCGUGCCGCGAGCUUCCCUGCCCGGACGACCUCGGCGGUUUAUCCACAAAUUCCAACGCCGCGGCUCGCUACAUCCCCAAUGUAGAGUUCCCCCUGGGGGAGAUCUUUGUGAAGAAAGCCAUGAGCGCAGCCGGGGACCCCCGCGGUUCCCACGGCAACCAAAGCACGGCCGUGGCAGUGGCGGCGAAUGUGGCUGCGAGCGCGGUGGAGGCAGCCUAUGAGGAGGGCUUGGCCAGGCUGAAGGCGAGAGCCUUUGAGCGUCUGGAGCUGGACGAGAGGCUGGAGAAACUCUCAGAGGAGGUGGAGCAGAAGAUAGCUGUACGCGUGGGCCGGCUGCAGGCGGAGCUGGAGAGGAAGAGCGGCGAGCUGGAGCGGGCCAAGCAUGAGAGCGAGCGGCUGGGCCAGGAGAAACAGGACCUGGAGGACAAGGCGUCGGAGCUCUCCCGCCAGGUGGACGUUUCGGUAGAGAUGCUGGCCAACCUCAAGCAGGACCUGGUCAGCAAGGAGGAGGAGCUUACACACAAACAACAGGAGGUAACCCAGAUAGACCAGUUCCUCCAGGAGACGGCGGCGCGCGAGGCCAACGCCAAGGUGCGCCUGCAGCAGUUCAUCGAGGAGCUCUUGGACCGUGCCGACCGCGCCGAGAAACAGCUGCAGAUCAUCAGCAGCUGCGGGACCACGCCCAACGGCAGCAUGGGACGCUGCAGCCUGCCCGGCUCCAACAAGGGCUCCAACAAUGGACGCCAGAGGAACUCCAGCGUCUCGGGGACGUCCAGGGGCAUGUACCAGGUCUCUGACCGACGAUCCUCUCCCAGCACCGGAGCGUCGGGCCGGGUCAAGUCCUUCUCCCAGGGCUCGGGCGGGGGCUACGACAGCGGCGACAGCGUGGAGAUGCACCCCAUGGAAGAGUGCCCCGAGGGCCAGUACUACCACGUCCAGUGUCGGCUGGGGGAAGGGGGCGGACAGUGCUACGAGAGGGCCGGGGUGUCCCGGAGCUGGGGGCUCCGCAAGCAGGCCAUCCAGAACUGGCAGCGGAGACCCUACCGGAACAGCACGGAGGAGGGGGAGGAGGGCGAGGAGGGCGACGUGUCGGACGUGGGCUCUAGGACUACCGAGUCGGAGGUGGAGAUGUGGGAGCAGCAGGAGAGGAGGGCCACCAUGGCCGAGACGCAGCAGUCUGGAGCGCCGAGAUCAUCUGGAUACCGCCUAGGCACAGGGAGGUCGGAGGGGGUCCACCGCCACAACAAGCCGUGUCGCCACGACAGGAGCCUGUCCCGGUCCAACAACGAGGUGAUCAGCCCGGAGAUACUGAAGAUGAGGGCGGCUCUGUUCUGCAUCUUCACCUACCUGGACACCAAGACCCUGUUGAGGGCCGCGGAGGUCUGCAGGGACUGGAGGUUUGUGGGCCGCCACCCUGCCGUGUGGACCCGGGUGCUGCUGGAGAACGCCCGCAUCUCCUCCAAGUUCCUGAGUACACUGUCCCAGUGGUGCACCCAGACCCAUUCCCUCAUCCUCCAGAACCUGAAACCACGACAGAGGGGCAAGAAGGAGGUCAAGGAGGAGUACCUCAAGAGCACACGGGGUUGUCUGGAAGAGGGUCUGGAGUCCUUGCUGAAGGCUACAGGAGGGAACCUAUUGAUCCUCAAGGUGUCUCAUUGUCCCAACCUGCUAACUGACCGCUCCCUGUGGCUCGCCAGCUGCUACUGCCGAGCCCUGCAGGCCGUCACAUACAGGAGUGCCACAGACCCUGUAGGACAGGAGGUGAUCUGGGCUCUAGGAGCCGGCUGUAGAGACAUCAUCUCCCUCCAGGUGGCACCACUACAUCCAUGCCAACAACCGGCUCGCUUCAGCAACCGAUGCCUGCAGACCAUUGGCCGAUGCUGGCCGCACCUCAGAGCCCUGGGCGUGGGCGGGGCAGGAUGUGGCAUUCAGGGACUAGCCUCGUUGGCGAGGAACUGCAUGCGUUUGCAGGUGUUGGAGCUGGACCAUGUGAGUGAGGUCAACCAGGAAGUGGCAGCUGAGGUGUGCAGGGAGGGUCUGAAGGGCCUGGAGAUGCUGGUCCUCACCUCCACCCCGGUCACCCCUAAGGCCCUGCUUCACUUCAACAGUGUGUGUCGUAACCUGAAGUCCAUGGUGGUGCAGAUCGGGGUGGAGGACUACUUCGAGGACCCCAGCAGCCCUGAGGCUCGGAAGCUGUUUGACGAGAUGGUGAACAAGCUGCAGGGCUUGAAGAAGAGACCGGGCUUCUCCAAAAUUCUGCACGUGAAGGCGGACAUCCUCUGCUAACCCCUUUCACCACUCAGGACCCCCCCCCCCAAAGAAGGGUCGGCCAUUUUGUUUCCAGCCACACCAACAGAAGAGACCCUGUCAUUUGAAACCCCUUGACGUACCAGUCAGCCAACACACACAACUGAAGAGGAAAUGCAGCAACUGUUGGAGAAAGUGGAAGUUGAUGAACAUGCUGCUUUUUAGUUAAAAAUAAAAACCAAUGUGUUUUCGGCCCUUAGCCUCGACUAAAAAAGACAGACACAGACACCACAGACAGAUAGAUGCUCCAUAGACCAUUACAAUGCAUUACGGAACAGAGGAUAGACAAGACAAGAGGCCUGGGUAGGAUAGGUCCACACCUUACCCUGGAGCAUACAAACCCAGUGGAGAUUUUCAUGAAGGGACCAUGCCCUCCUUUACCAUAGAUAUGUACGAGAGCUCAUGGGCAGCAACAUUGAGGGCUAACUCCAUUUUAAAGUAUUACAUUUUGUGUGUCCUCUAUCCAACUUUAUGGUGGGGUAAAGUGUGGUAAAGACAUCAUCCGGCAGGUAACAAGACCAGGGAACCGUAAGUUUCCGCAAAAGCAUACAGGGACCCUGCCUGUGAGAGAUUUGAAACGUAAACUCAGCAGGACUAUUGGACUUUGUAGAUGCUGUAAUCUCGGCGGCCAUUUUGAUUUCAACUGAGAAAAGAGCUGUAAGCAGGAGGACAGAUGUCAUGAAAGAGCAGGCUCUCGUUCUUCACUGAGAGCAUUGCGUCUGGGAUGCUUUUUAUCAAGAUGCUAAACCGUUAGUUAAAAUAGAUUCCCAACCUGUGUGUGUGUGUGUUUUAAGGGAGGGAUACAUGACACACCAGCUGCAGACUUGGUCGAACAUAAAACGAGAAGAUAUCUUGUCACCUCGAGAACAUUUUUAUUCCAAGUUCUUUAUCGGCCUAUCAGCCACUCCGUGGUGCGGUCGCCAUGGGAACAGCGCAGUAUUGAACACUAGGUCCAUCCUCCGCAUGCUCAUCAGCCGAGCACCAUCUCUCGCACACUCUUGGAUUUUACAGCUGUCAAUUAAUUUUGUCUGUGGGACUCAUACGGUAUCUAUAGGCCGGUUGGUCCACAAGGCAGCUACUGUGUUAUUUGUUUUUAAGCAGGGUUGCAAAUGAAUUCAUUAGGCCUCUAUUUCAGAAUUGAUGCCAUUCACAGCCGGGUGUCUGUUCUCUCUUCAUUUCGUAAAAUGCUUUCUCCAGUGUGCCACUGAUCUAUAGGAGUGUUGUAAAAGGCAGGCGUUAACCCUAUACUAGCCACUAGCUCUGUAAGCUGCAGUGAAUUACAUGCAUAAGCUGCAUCCCAAAUGCACCCUAUUCCCUAUGUAGUGUAAUACGUUUAGCCAGGGCUCAUAAGGCUCUGGUCAAAAGUAGUGCGCGGAAUAGGGUGCCAGUUGAGAAACGGCUAUAGCCUACAUCCAGUGCACGCAAAAGCACAACUUCCGUGAGCGAAAAGAGUUGCUGAUUGUUGAUUGACACGAUGCAAUUUCUAUGUUAACUGGCUAUAAACAUAAUGUAUAAUACAUGAAUAUAUGUUACAGCCGUUUAUUAUGAUAUAUAUAUAUAUAUACGCUGUUGUAUUUACAGCCAGUACACCGGAAGGGCUUUUAAUUGUCCACCAAUUACAUAGAGUUGGAUAGAGGGCACAUAUUUGCCUCUUUUGCCCACAACGACUUCAUAAGUGUGCCCUCUAUCCAACUUUAUGGCCAGUUGCAAUUUGUUCGAUGUCAUAGAUCAGCUGAUUCUCUGGAGCCCUCUGCUGAGCAGGAUGACUCGUGCAACGACACACAGCUGGUGGAGAGGUAGGAAGUGUCCCCGGAUGCCUCCCAAAUGGCUCUGGUCAAAGGUAGUGCACUAUAUUGGGAAUAGGGUGACAUUUGGGAUGCAGCGUUGAUCUCAAUUUGCCUCAAAGUCCUCUUGUUUCUUCACCUGCACUGAUUGCCUUGUCAAGUGAAAGCAAAAUGGUGGAAGCUCCUAGUUAGGCUAUCUUACGCCUGACCCGUUAUUUUUCGCUCAGUGCAAUGAUGGGAGAAGAGGACAGCAUUAGCCUGUAUGGAUCCACUCGCAAUACUGUACCGUUAAUGCAUUUAAGCAAGUCGUCGAGCUCAGGCAACAAUGCACGCCGACCCAAACCAUGCAACACCCCAGGGAGGCAUCUCAAGUCUAAUGUGGACUCCUUCUGACAGAAGACAACAGUUGGAAGCUGAUCCUCUGGUAGGCUUUGACUUAUCCUUUGUUUUUUUUAGGCUGUGCUCCAAAUGGCACCCUUUUCCCCUGUAUAGUGAACUGCUGUAAGUUAGACCAGGGCCCAUAGGGCUCCGGUCAAAAGUAGUGCUCUAUAUAGGGAGUGGGGUGCCAUUCUGGGAUUCAACUUUAGGGGGUUUUCAGUUCCUGACAAUCUUGUCUUCUUUAAGACAUUAAACACUGUACAUAAUGUUGUUUAUAAUAUAAAAAGAUUACUGCAUUUGGUGUUCUAAAAAAUGAAGGUCAUACGUAUAAGUAUCGAAAUGACGAAAACAGACAAAUAUUAAGAGUCUACAGGUGUCCAUUCUGUGAGGUUUUUUUUCUCCAAAGUCGAAAGGAAAGAUGCUACGACAGUGGUAAGAAAAAGCAUGUGAACCCUUUGGAAAUACCUGGAUUUCUGCAUAAAUUGGUCAUCAAAUGUC